Lingula anatina is the source of this 2886-nucleotide messenger RNA. Its product is annotated as DIS3-like exonuclease 2. Gene Ontology annotation, biological process: miRNA catabolic process; mRNA catabolic process. The record is from RefSeq and is a predicted model, not a curated record. NCBI's taxonomy places the organism in Eukaryota, Metazoa, Brachiopoda, Lingulata, Lingulida, Lingulidae. Gene Ontology annotation, molecular function: 3'-5'-RNA exonuclease activity; RNA binding. Gene Ontology annotation, cellular component: P-body.
AUCUAGUAGUGAGAUGCCUAAAUCAGUGAGAGUAGACGACAAAUGAUUUCGAACAAUUAUGAAAUAGUAAGGAAUUGUUUUGAAAUCGAAACUUGUACAAUAAGGAACGCGUGCAAUUGGAGCCUAUAAAGGACCGAUACUAAGAAAUUCAGCCCUCAUUGGUCAGUAGAGAAGGUCUCAGAAGGCCUGAAGAGAGGCGAGCUGAUUGAGGGACCAAUCAGAAUCAACCCCAGGAACUUCGAAGAUGCCUACCUGCCACACCCUGAUGGCAAGUCUGACGUGUAUAUCCAUGGCAUAAAGAACAGGAACCGAGCUCUGAAUGGAGAUAUAGUGGCAGUGUUAUUGAAACCUAGGGAAGAAUGGAAGGUGCUUAUGGAGGAUGUGCAAGCAUUUGAGGAAAACAUGGUAGCUGAAAUGGAGGCACUCACUCUAGAGGCCGAUGUCAAUAACCAUGACAACGAUGACAAUUACAUUGAUGAUGACGAUGAUGAUGCAGACGUGGUAGUUGAGGAAGAGUACACAGAGGAAGAAGAUGAGGGGGAAGAUAAGAUACAAAAUGGGGCAGUUGGAAAUAACGAUACCAGUGCUGCCAUCUACAAUGAAAGUGAAAUACCAGAAUGUGAAAACUUGAAUGACACUAGACAGAAUGAUAAAACCCCAGUCACAAAGGUUCUGGAAGAUACUCAGGAAAGCUGUUCUGCCACAAAUAGUGAUGUAAAUCUUGGUGCUGCCACCUGUGUUCCUACCUCAGAGCCUUCCCAGGAUGCAGUGUUGACCCCCAGCAAAGAUGCUUCCAGUUCUGAUCCACAGAAGACUGCAACCAGUUCAGUCAAAAAGAAGGAAAAGUCUCAGAAGAAGGGUUCUCCCAGGUAUAAACAUACCACUCUGAAGCAGUUCACAGAUGGGAAAAGUCCAGCAGCCAAGGUUUUAUUCCAUGAAGGCAACUCAGAAGAGGAGGCCCAGGUUAACCACGACAAGUUUCUGCAGAGGAUAGGAACCGUUGUGUAUAUAAUAGAGAAGAAGCAUAGCCGGGCUUCCACGGGUCACAUCAAACUGAUGCAGGACAGGAACAAGGACAAGGCUCUGUUCUCCCCCAUUGACCCUAGAGUGCCAAGAAUAUGUAUAGCUAUGACAGACUGCCCACAAGGGUUUUAUGAAAGACCUGAGGACUUUUCCAGAAGUUUAUUUGUAGCAAGGAUCACAGAGUGGGAUGAAGUGUCACAGUUUCCUAAGGGCUCCCUUUUAAGAAGUCUUGGUGAGGCCGGGGAGAUAGAGCCGGAGACAGAGGGAAUACUGAUACAAUAUGGAGUGGACUACAGUGAAUUCUCAGAGCAGGCUUUGUCCUGUCUGCCCCAGAUUCUGCCCUGGUCCAUACCACAGUGUGAGCUGGAGGCCAGGAGAGCCAUGGACUUCAGGGAGGAGUGUGUCUUCACCAUAGAUCCUGCCACGGCCAGAGAUCUGGAUGAUGCUCUGCAUUGUAAACCACUGGGAGAUGGUCUGUAUGAAGUAGGUGUGCACAUAGCAGAUGUCAGCUACUUUGUCCUGGAGGGGACGGAACUGGACGUAGUGGCCAGUCAGAGAGCCACCAGUGUUUACCUAGUACAGAAGGUAAUCCCCAUGUUGCCCAGGCUUUUGUGUGAACAGCUGUGUAGUCUAAACCCAGAUGAGGACAGGCUGACAUUCUCAGUGGUCUGGAAGAUAACAGAGGAAGGGGAGAUUCUAGAUGAAAAGUUUGGAAGGUCAAUCAUCAGGUCCUGUGUAAAGCUUAGCUAUGAGCAUGCUCAGAGUUUUAUAGAGGAGCCAGACAGAGAGUGGACAGUGGAAGAGUUUCCACCAAUCAGUGAGGGUUUUACAAUAGACCAGAUCAAACAGAAAGUCCUGGAUUUGCAGAAAAUGGCUGUAAAUCUGAGGCGCAGGCGGUUUGACAAUGGCGCCCUCCGUCUUGACCAGGUCAAGCUGCAGUAUGUCCUGGAUAAAGAGACAGGACUGCCCUGUGGCUACUCUGUUUAUCAGCAAAAAGACAGCAACAGACUGAUAGAGGAGUUUAUGUUGCUGGCCAACAUGGCUGUAGCGCACAAGAUAUACAGCAGCUAUCCCGAGAAGUCUCUGCUUAGACGCCAUCCGCCACCACAGACAAAGAUGGUGAAUGAUCUGGUGGAGCUCUGCAGUAACAUGGGCAUCCCCAUAGAUGCCAGUAGUUCGGGGGCCCUGCAGGAGUCCCUGGCAGCCUACUGUGAUGAUGAUAUCUGGUCCAAGGCCAAAACACAGAUACUCACUGUCCUCUGCUCUAAGCCAAUGCAGACUGCCCGUUAUUUCUGCACUGGCUGUAUUGAUGAUGAGGACGCAUUCAGACACUAUGCCCUCAGUGUUCCUCUCUACACUCACUUCACCUCCCCCAUUAGGAGGUAUGCUGAUGUCAUUGUGCACAGAUUGCUGGGGGCCUGUCUGGGCUACUGUGACCCUCCCAGGAAGUCCAAGGAGUCCAUACAGAGACAGGCAGAGCACUGCAAUGACAGGAAGAAUGCUUCCAAACAGGUCCAGGAGCUCAGCAGUGACAUGUUCUUUGCCAUAUUUGUCAAGGAAUGUGGUCCACUUGAGGAACAAGGGAUGGUGAUGGGGGUCCUGGACAAGGGUUUUGACGUUUUGGUGCUAAAGCUGGGAGUGGUGAAGAGAGUGUACUGUGAUAAACUUCCCCUGAGCAGUUUCUCCUACCAGAAGGUCCGUAAAUGUCCUGAGCUGACCCUGGUGUGGGCACCAGAUAAUGACCACCACAGGGAGGUCACCCAGAAAGUGACCAUCUUCACUCAUGUCCAGUGUAUUCUUAAAGCUGAUGACCAGCCUCUGAAGUGGAGUGCCACAGUACAGCGACCAGUGGAGACCAUUUAG